Cercocebus atys (sooty mangabey) is the source of this 3977-nucleotide messenger RNA. It is a transcript of the gene FAM107A, whose product is annotated as family with sequence similarity 107, member A. Gene Ontology annotation, cellular component: neuron projection; synapse; stress fiber. Bases 1048 to 1482 code for a protein of 144 amino acids. Gene Ontology annotation, biological process: actin filament polymerization; regulation of actin cytoskeleton organization; actin filament bundle assembly. The record is from RefSeq and is a predicted model, not a curated record. The transcript has 4 exons. NCBI's taxonomy places the organism in Eukaryota, Metazoa, Chordata, Mammalia, Primates, Cercopithecidae.
CCAUUCCUGGCCUACUUUUAUAUUUUACGUUCAUUACACGUUCAUUCUUUGAGCCACUACUUAUGGAACACAUAUUCUGCCAGGCAAAAUGCACCAUGCUGGGCUCUGGCCUUAGUUCACAUAGAGUCCAGGUCUCUGUUGGAGAAAAGUCCCAUAUGCUGAGCUUUGACUGUGUGCUUCACUAAUGUCAUCUCAUCCAUGUCAUCUCCCAACCACCCUGGUAUGCUCCACGUUUGACAAACACAGAAACCAAGACACAGAGACACUGAGUGGCUGCUGAAGGGGCUGGUGCUGGAGCCAGCGCCAACAUUCGAGCCUGCUGAGACCCAGACACGGUGCUUCCCCUCUCCUACACUCUCCUGUUGGCUCCUCUGUGAAGUGCCGAUGACGUUCGGGGUAUCAGGAAAAUGUUGUGUACGGAGUUUCUGACCCAUUCGUGGAUAAUCAACAACUGACCCAAUGCUGAGCAGUUUCCCCUCCCUUUACACCCCACCCCUUUCCCCCAGAGCCAUUUUCUCCUGAAGAAUCCACACCACUGCUGCAGGAAGCUUGGCUUCCCCUCCCAUGGGGAAGUGCUGGAAUCCACUCUUGCCUGACCCUCCCAUAAAAAACAAGGGAAAUUCCUUUACGUGAGCUGCCUUGCUCAGAACAAAGCUUGGCGUGUUUCUUAUUCCUCAUCAAUCUGACAAAAUGGGUAUUUAUUUGUGCCUCUCAAGCGUGUGGCUUGGACAUGAUGUUCCGCAUCGUGGAAGUGGCCGUGUACCAAGUGAAAUAUCUGUUACUAUAGUAACAGUUCCUUUUUAUUGAUACCAGAAUAAACAGGAAUGCAAAGGCUGUCUCACUUGUUGGCACAUUUCAGCAGCCUCCCGUUCCCAGGGGUUUAAGAACCGCCCUCUAGAGGCAGCCCUCCUUGCUAGUCUGGGACUUCCCAGUGGAGUGAGGAACCCAGCAACACGCUCCUGACUUCCCUUCCCAAGGACUCGACCUGAGAAGGUGAGAUUAUUGGCUCAGCUCUGAGCUACUCCCCUGCCCAUCUCCACAGCCGCCAUGUACUCGGAGAUCCAGAGGGAGCGGGCGGACAUCGGGGGCCUGAUGGCCCGGCCAGAAUACAGAGAGUGGAAUCCAGAGCUCAUCAAGCCCAAGAAGCUGCUGAACCCCGUGAAGGCCUCUCGGAGUCACCAGGAGCUCCACCGGGAGCUGCUCAUGAACCACAGAAGGGGCCUUGGUGUGGACAGCAAGCCAGAGCUGCAGCGCGUCCUGGAGCACCGCCGGCGGAACCAGCUCAUCAAGAAAAAGAAGGAGGAGCUGGAAGCCAAGCGGCUGCAGUGCCCCUUUGAGCAGGAGCUGUUGAGACGGCAGCAGAGGCUGAACCAGCUGGAAAAACCACCGGAGAAGGAAGAGGAUCACGCCCCGGAGUUUAUUAAAGUCAGGGAAAACCUGCGGAGAAUUGCCACACUGACCAGCGAAGAGAGAGCGCUGUAGGGCCAGCUGCCAGGCUCAGGCCACCACCCACCCUGGCCUGGACACCCUCCUCCAGCCCUUCUGCACCUGGCAGCCCUGGGCCCCAGGCCUUGGGACGUCUGUGAUGUUCCCACCUGCUUCUGUAGAAAUGUGUCACCCCAGAGGGCCUGGCUCUCCCUGGGAGGCUGGGGCCCCUAAGCUCCUAGGCUUUUCCUUCCAAGCACCCAGACCUUCUGCUCCACGAGGGAAAACUUGCAUCCCUCCCUGCAGGGGGUUCAGAGCCCAGCACAGGGGGUUUCUCUGGCAGAAUUGAGGAGGAAGAGGCAGCCCUCUGGCUUGACAAGCCUUCUGUUCUGCCCAGGCCUUCCCACCAGGAAUCUCCAAGGCUCCCCAGGGCCCCGCUUCUCCGCGCACCCAGCUCCUAGGUCUCAGAGAACUCCCCGACCUGUGAUUUUACCUGCAGCCAGCAGAGCUUAGCUUCAAGGACACCCGCCUCCAAAGCACUGAGGGGAGGACGGGCAGGGCAGACCACAGGUGGCCUUGUUGCUGCCAUCCUGACCAGGUGGGAGGACACUAACAAAGACAGCUGUUUUGGGUCUUCUCCCCUCACCCAUGCUUUCAUCAUCCCCUCCGCACAGCGCCCACCGCCACCCCACCCCCGCCCCAUCCAGGCCUUCUAACCACACCUAGCCAGGGCUGCCACAUUCCUGCGCCCAGAAGUCUGCAGCAGUGCCUCACAAACUUGAUUGUGCAUACAAAUCACUGGGGAUCUUGUUAAAAUACAGCUUCUAACUCAGUAGAUCUGGGGUGGGGGCUGAGAUCCUGCAUUUCUAACAAGCUCCCAGGUGAGGUGGAGGCUGCUGGUGUGAGGACCAUGCUGUGAGCAGCAGGGCGUGAGUGCCCAGGGCUGGUAUGUAUUAGAAAUAUCACGCCUGAAGCCAUCGCUGGCCCCCACCUCCCGUGGACUGAUGCCCCAGGGAUUCCCACCCCACCUCUGCAACCCCAGGUUUUCUUCAUUAUCCACCCCACCCCAGACUCCCACCCCCAGGAAUUCUCCAUGAAGACUUUGGCCUAGCAAAUUGUGUUGGUUAUGUGAGUGUUGUUUUAAUCAGAGAUGUAUGUGAUUGCCAAUCUGCAUUUCUUACCAGUGUGACCACACUGUUAUGAUGCAAAUCUAGCCAAAAAGAAAAGAAUUUUUUUUUUUACUUUUUCCUACAGUCUUAUGGAAAGCAAAUAUACAAUGAUUUCCAAUAGGCUUCUGGAAUAGAAACAGUGGUUUGAAGACCCCACUGCCGCCUUUAUGGACUGGCCCCUUUGAGUCUGAAUCCCCCGCCUCUGUCACCUGAGACCCAACCCCUAACUGGGCCAACUCCAAUGAAUUCACCCAUUUUUCUUCUUCAGAAGGCGUUUCUUAUGUGAGACCCACUUAUUUUAACCUUUUGCUCCUAUCCCAUUUUUAAAGAAUUAGAGAAUAAACCAGGCCUGUUCUUUUCCCCUGAAGUCCCUGCCUCUGGCUCCUAAACCCAUCAUCUAAGGUGACAGAGCAGUGCUGGAAUAGCAUCUCCUUUCACUUCCCCCAAAACUGCCUCAAAGAGCUGCCACUGGCAUGCUCUCUGAUUCCUGGAAGCAAACGUGGGACUGCCGGAGGAAAGGGAUUGUCCUGGUCUUACUCGUAACUGGGUGGUUUGAGGGUGACUAAAGUCGUGCUUUUCCUGUGUGUGGCCAGCACAGGGCUGUAAAUGCAGAUAUUCCGCCUGUGUGCAUAUAAAGUCAAGCUCAAAGAGGCUCCUGAAUGUGACUGGCGUGCUGAGAAUGUGGUUAUGCUGUUUAAUGUAUGUCAGGUGAGGGUUACGCUGAAGAUGCACAAUCCCUAAAAUAAAGAUCACCACAUCCCCAAAGAAGCAGCCCUCGGGUCCAUGUGUUGUUCAGACAUGUGAAGAGAAGCAAGACAGAGGGUCUCAGAUAGAUGAGGGGUCCCCAAGCGAAUGCCUGGGGCUUUACCCAGUGGUCCCCAGAGGUGCUCCAUGGAGGCAACAAGUCUUUCCGUGAAGCCCCAGAAGUAGAAGGGACCUCAAGCACCACGCCCUCCAGGGCAGCCGUGCAGAAGACCUUGGUUCACUCUUCAGGGGUCAUCCCAACUCCAUAUCUCCAGCCACUCCAACUGUGGAGGCUGUAAACCCAGAUUCUCACUGUUCCAGUCUCCUUUGCAGCAUAGGAUGGCUAUGUGAUUUGGUGUGGCCAAUGAAAUUGAAGAGGAAGUCUACAGGGGCUUCUGGGAAAGCUUAUGCUUUUCUGAUAAAAGACACAGGCAUGGCUAACAUCUCCCUGGCCUUCUUCUUUCUGCUUUGAUUGAGGGUGUGAUGCCUGGAGCCACAGCAGCCACCUUGCUACCAUGAGAAAAAGGCCAAGAGAAUCACAGAGUCAUUGACCCUAUCAUUAUUUCACCAAGCCAAUGCCAGCCACCAUCCUUCUCCAUAAUUAUUGUAAAUAAAAUAAAUCCCUCUUUAUUUAAACCA